GAGGGUGGGUCAGACUGAGGUGCGCGUCCUUGCGUCUGUCAGCAAGGAGCGGCUUUUAGCGCUAAGCUCCGCGCUAUCGGUCUGCAAAGCGCGCGGAGGGGUGAAGCGUAGCUGCAGCCUGGAGUCGCGCCGUUGCUUUGCACGGGGUUCUGAGAAGCAGCGCUGCACAACUACCACGCGAUUGCGUGGCGUGUUUUUAAACCUUCUCUUAACUGGGCAGAAAUGUGUUACAAUAGGACCUGAUGUUAGAAGCCGGCAGCUGGCUCAGGAAGCUUGCAAGGUCGUCAAAUACUUCGCUAUAACCACUGCUACGUUCAAAAGCACUGUUACCACCUAUUCUGUAGAGGGAAAAGCCUGGUCAGCAUGAGCUGGGUUGUGGAGGAGUGGAAAGAAGGGCUGUCCCCACGAGUCCUUCAGAAGAUCCACGAGCUGGAGAGUCAGGUAGACAAGCUGAAAAAAGAACGUCAGCAAAGACAGUUCCAGUUAGAAUCUCUGGAGGCAGCUUUGCAAAAGCAGAAACAGAAGGUUGAAAAUGAAAAAAAUGAAACUGCAAGUCUGAAGAGAGAGAACCAGAGCCUGAUGGAAUUGUGUGAUAGUCUUGACAAAGCAAAGCAGAAAAAUUCACACGAUCUUCAAGUAAAAGAAUCUCAAGUCAACAUUCUGUCAGGGCAGCUGAGUUCCAGCAAAAAAGAAAUUGAAAGAUUAGAACAAGAACUGAAAAGAUACAAAUGUGAGCUUGAGAGAAGUCAGCAGUCACUGAUUGCAGCAGACUUGUCGUUCAGUGGUACUCCACAGAAAAGUUUUACUGCUCCUUUAACGCCAGUUCAAAGUCACAAUGAUGCUAAGUUUGAAGAAUUAGAAGAAAAAUAUAAGAAAGAAGUACAAGAAAGAAAGAAGCUGGAGUUAGAACUGAGAACCAUCCAAGCUAAGAAAACAAAUCAGCCUUAUCUUCAACAAAGCUCUUUGAGUCACAGGGAGAUCGCUCGGCAUCAGGCUUCUUCAUCUGUGUUUUCAUGGCAACAAGAAAAAACGCCGUCUAGAAAUCAAGAAACUCCUGCAAAAAGAACUUCUUCAACACCCUAUUUUCCAUGGGAAAAAGAAGCCAAUUUGAGUAUAAUAUCAGAGAAGAGCAAGCUUGACAACAGCUUUUCUGAGGAUUGUAACUCUUCACUCAUCAUCCAGCUAAGAGCCCAGAACCAAGAGCUAAAUUCCAAUGUCAAAGACCUAGAACAACAACUGCAAGCUCUAGAAAAAGAGAAGAAAUCUCAUAUGAAUAAGCAUCAAGAGGUUGAACUUCAGCUGGAUGGAACAAAGCUGGAAUUAACGGAGAAGAAUAAGAUCUUGAACAAAACCAGAGAUAAACUGACUCAGAUGAAGACACAGUUUGAUCAGGCUACCGCACAGGUCCAAGCAAUGGAGCAAAAGAUGAAAAGAUUGUCAGAAGAACUGAAUUGUCAAAGACAAAAUGCUGAGAGUGCUCGUCAGUCCUUGGAACAGAAAUUAAAAGCAAAGGAAAAGGAAUACCAAGAGGAGCUUUCUUGUCAGCAACGUUCCUUGCAAAAGCUGGAUCAGCAGAACAAUGAUGUAAGAAACAAACUGAAUCAGGAGCUACAGCAAGCCAAAAAUGACUUCAAUGCUCUGCAGGCAGAAUUUGACAAAGUAAUGGCAGUGAAACGACGUUUGGAACGUGAUACCAGUGAUCUUACCCAGAAGCUGUGCAGAGCAGAACAGGCUUUGCUAGCAGCCCAAGCUAAGGAAACGGAUCUCACAAGAACUUCUGAGGAAGUGAAGAAGGAGAAGAAUCUUCUUGAUGUACAGUAUGAAAAAAAACUGCGAGAAAUCCACCAGCUUGAAGAAGAACUAGGAGCAGUCAAGCAAUCUCUAAAGCAGAGCCAGAAUUUUGCAGAAGAGAUGAAAAAUAAGAAUACUUCUCAGGAAGCAGAGCUGAAGUUACUAGAAGAGAAAUUUAUGAAGCAAGAGAACUCCCUUUCCUUGGAGAAACUGAAACUAGCCUUAGCUGACAUGGAAAAGCAGCAACAUUCUACUGAUAAUCUGCUCAAGGAGAAAGAAAAUCAUAUUAAAGAACAAAACUGUAAAAUAAGUAAAAUGGAGGAAGAGUUGGAAGCUUUGCAGAGGCUCCUUGGAUUUAAGCAGAAAGAAUGUGAAGAAUUAAAGAAAGAAACAAAUGUUUUUUCUCAAUGGAGAAAUGAAAAUGAUCAUGUUAUAAAUAAACUUAAGUUGGAAAAGGAAGAUAUGCUGAUUCAUAUUAGUGACUUGGAGAGUUCCCUCCAAAGCCAGCAAAUUGAAAAUCGUGAACACAGUGAGAAAUUCAAAAUAAUGGAAACUGAAAGAGACAGGAAGAACAUAGAAAUCAAAGAGCUCAGAGACAUGCUAGGAUGUAAAAGUGCAGAAUUAGAAGAACAGAAAAAAGUUUGUGAUGAACUUCGACAAGAAGCAGAAUGUUCCAACAAAAAGUACUGUAAAGACAUAGAAAAUAUGUCCUGUAAAAUAUUACAGCUUACCAACCAAGUUAGUGAGCUAGAAGAAAAGAUACAACUACUAGCAAGUGAAGGAUUGCAAAGGGAGCAAUGUUAUCAUGAACUGCUUGGUGAAUAUGAAAAAAUCUGCUGUCUUGUGAAAGCAAAAUAUACUUCUGAAAUGACAGAAGAUAGAGGUGAUUUACAAAGUGGUCAGGAUGAAACUGUUCUAGAUAAUAAGCAACUAGCAGCAAAUAAGCCUGUUGCCAAGGGUCAUGGAUGUGCAAGAGCACUGCUAGGAAUAGAAAAAAUGAAGGAUCUGAUGGUCUUACAGGAUCAGAUCUCUUCUCUUGAGAUUUCCCCAAUGGUUCAAAAGCAGCUGAACUCAGAUCAACAGCACCAGGAUGAAGACUUACUGCAAACUGAGAGUGAAACAGAUGGAAGAUUAUGUGAUGUAAAACAGAGGCAUGAAAGCUUUGUAACAGAAACUAACCAGCACAUUAGUAACUUUCAAGCAGAUAUUUCAGCACAUCAGAAAUCUAUUAGAAAAACAGUCACUAUUAUUGAGGAAAAGGACAUGGAACUGCAAUCUCUGAGAGAGAGACUGAAAACCCAACAAACAGAGCUUCAGGAAUUAAAGGUCAAUAAUAAAUUCCUUGAGGAUUCAGUAAGACAGCUGAAGCUCAUGUCUGAGGCAUGGGGUUCAGAGAAGAAGGGCAUGUCUUCAGUGAUUUGUUCAUAUAGCAAAGAAAUUGAGGAACUUACUGAAGAAAAUGCAACCCUUAAGGAUUUAAGCAGAGAUUUAGAACAAAACCAAAUAACUCUACUGGAAGCAAAUAGAAAUAUUUCUAAUAGUUUAAAGGAAAAAGAAGAAAUAAUUUCUGAAAUGUCCAGAAAACAUGAGGAGGAAAAACAAUGUAUGGAAGCAAGAACUGAAGAAAUCUCAAGAGAGCUGAAGAUUUUGCAAGCACGGUAUAAACUGGUAGAAGAAGAAAAUGUAAAUGUGAUGAGCAUUCUGAGAGAACAGACCAUUGUAUUUGAGGCAAAGAAAGCAGAAUUAGAACAAGAAGAGAAAUUGGUACUUAAUGAAAAUAAAGAUAUAUUACAUAAGCUAAUAGCCUCAGAAGAAAUAAAAAAAAAUUUGAUUCAAGAACUUCAGCAACUGCAGUCAGGCUUUUCUGACAUUGAACAUGUGCCCUCUUCUGAGCUUGACUGUUUAAAACAGGAAAUGUCAAAUGUCAAGGCAACACAAAAUGCAAUUCAAGAGCAACGUAGUAUUGUGUGUAUCCAAGGUAGGGAACAAUUGGUGAAAGAACUAGAAACAAAAAGUGAACCUCUAGUGUGUGACUCUGGUUGUGAAAGGAGGCUCUGUUCAGACCAGUUGAGGAAGACAAUGGAAGAAAAGGAUAUAGAGUUGAAUAAAUACCAAGUUAAUCUUGAGCUUCUUCAAAUGGAUUUGGAGGACAGAGAGAUCUCCCUGGAGAACUACAGGUUAGAAGUGAUGCAACUGAAGACUGCUUUAAAAAAGAUGGAAACAGAACUUGAGAAAAGCGCGAGAGAGAAAGAGACACUGCAGCAAGAACUGCUGUCUGUUAAAGAAUUGAAAGCUUCAUAUUCUCAGCUUAGAUUACUAAGUGAAGAUAGCCAGUUGGAGGAUAAUGAUGAUGAUGUUUCUCACAGUUGUGACAUAAGAGGAAUGGAUGAGUUGGUCUUGUCAUCCUCUUUGCAAGUAAUAACAAACAAACUGAGUGAACUGGAGAAAAUCUGUGAGAGAUUGCAGAAUGAGAACAUAGCAUUUGCUUCUGCAUGUAAAGAUUCAAAAACCGAUGGCACAGAUAUUAAUAAAGUGGCAGAGGAGAAAGAGAACAUAAUCAAUACAAAUUUAAGAACUGAGAAAGCUGCUUUUCAAGAUGAACUUAUGAAUCAAAGUGAUAACAGUGAUUUGAGAAUGGAUAGUGGCAAUAAGGAAAUAUUCAGAUUUAAAGAACGCAGUACUGGAUCCAGUUCUGACUAUGAAGACUUAAAAUUGUCCAGUGAAGAAGUAAAAAUUCACUUUGCAGAAAUAAAAGAGAAGUUAUUCUCUUUCCAGAAUGAGCAUGUAAAAUUAUAUGAACAACAUUGUAGUAUGGUAUCAAAGAUAACGGAUCUACACUCUUGUAUUAAAAUACUGAAGGCCGAAAAUUCUGCAUUGUCAGCAAGUAUGAGCAGUCUUCAUAUAGAUUCUCUGAAAAUGCCACUGUCUUCUAGCCAAAAUAAGACACAGUCUAAAUUAGAUGAAACUAAGUCUACAAACUCUUUACUGGAUGUCACCUUCUCAGAAGUAAGUAAGGUACAAGAUAAUUCUUGGAAUGGCGGUGUGUGCAAAUGGACAGAGGAAAUUAAUCAUCUGAAAAGUUCUGUAGAAGGAAUUUCAGAAGAUGCAGCUAAAGAUUUGAUUGAAAAUGAUCAUAGCGGUCACAUAUUGGACUCUGUUAAAGAGUUCAGAAGUAGUACUCCUAGCAAAUCUAAUCCUGAGGACAGAAUCAAAGAACUUGAAAUGCUAUGUCAGAUAUAUGAGAAGGUCAUCAAGGUGCUCCAAAAUCAACUUCAUAUUCAAGAAAAUAUGAAAACUGAGGAAAUACAGGAGAUGAAAAAUAUUAUGCUUUCUGAGAGAAAAGAAAUAGAUAAACUACAAAAUCCGUCUGAUAAGAAAGAAUGGCAGCAGAAACUGAAUUACCAGACUACAGAGAUGGAGUGCAAAUUGGCAGAAGAAGGAAAAACUGAGAAUCUGUCUUUUGACCUUACAACAGCAAGUCUCCAAUUACAAGUCCUUAAUUCAGGUUCUCUCUCACUGCUAUGCACUGAUACUGAAAAUGCCACUCAGCAAGAAAACAAUGGUCUUUAUCAACUGGGAGUGCCUGUUGGAACUCCAGCACUGAGAAACAACAAACCAAAACUAAUCCCCUUGGAGAAAAUGGCUGUAGGAGAAACAGCUGUGCAUGAAAAUACUACGGAGACCACUGAAGCAAAACUAGUAGAAGCUUAUUCUGACAAGUUUCAUAGAGGAGAACAAUGUAGAAAUAUGUCAGAUAAAAAUGCCAGCUCUUCACAUCACGAUAGCGCACUGUCAUUUUCUAAUAGCAGUUUAUCUUUAAGUUCAGAGGAUUUCUUUGAAAAUGAAAUAAGCACUAAAACUUAUCAAGAAGAGAUAAAACAAAAAACUGUUCAAGAUUCAAAGCUGAUCUAUGCAACAGAAGGCCAUAAAAAUGUUGAUUUUCUCAUGGAAGUCAAGGAAUUAAACUCACAAGAGGGCUUUCAGAAUGCACAGUUAACUCUGGAGAAAUCAGCUUCAAUGGAAUUGGAAGAAACUGCUGUAGAAAAGGAAGAAAACAGUGGCAUAAAGGAAAACCUGGAAUCAGUUUCUGUCAAUAAACAGCAGUUAUCUCAUGGAGUAGUGUCUUCAGAAAAAGAAUCUGAGAAAAUAAGUUCUAAGCACAAUAUAAAUAAAAUUAGUUUGUCUAAUACAACCAACACACUGGAUAAUAUUGAAGUGACCAAGGGAGACUGUCAUGAUCUAUUUCUUGGAGAUGAAAAUGAGCAGAGGCAGACAAAAUCUGAGCAAGUUAAUAUGGAGAUGCAUGCCUUGUUUGUAGAGGGUAAUGCUGAAAUUCUUUGGGCAAAGUGUCAGCAGUUAGAAGGAGACAGGGAAAUUAACCUGAAAACUAUUCCUAGCCUUCAAGAGCAGCUUGUUUCAGUCACAUCUGAGAGAAACCAUAUUGAUCAAGAACAUUGUGUUCUGUCUGAAAACAAAAAAGAAUUAGAUCAAGAGUAUCAGAAAUUAAAAGAGUUAGAAACAAAAAAGGAGGAUUCUGCCGAAAUCAUUAGAAGAUUAGAGAGUGAAGUAAAGAUACAAACAAAUCUGCUUGAGACUGAAAAGUCUGAUACAGAUCAACUAUCAGAUGAAAAAGAUCACCACCCACAAGAGUUGCAAAGUUUAGAAAAGGAUGCGUUGUCUUUCAGGUUGAAAGAAGAAAAACUCCAAAACCAAGUGGCAGAUUUGAACAAGGAGAAAGCAGUGCUUAUGAGAGAAUCUGCGAUGAUGCAGAGUAAACUGAGUGCAUUGGAAGUUGAAAAUUCAAAGCUUUCCAGAUAUUUGGAUGGCUUGAUAACAGAAAAACGUGAACUUGCUGCUAGACUGAACUCAGCACAGAAAGAAGUAAAUCAAAUGCGAGAAGGAAUGGAGAAGCUGAAAAUAAAAAUUGAAUCUGAUGAGAGAAAAAAACACUACAUUGCUGAAAAGCUGAAGGAGAAUGAACGGAAAUCUGAUGCUCUUUUGGAUAAAGUAGAGAGGCUUGAAAGAGAAUUGGAGAUGUCAGAGGAAAAUCUAGAAGAUGCAGUUGUCCAACUGGAGACUGCAAAAGCAGAGGCAGAGACAUUAACAGCAGAGAAGGAAGAGAUGGCUGAAAACUUGAAAUGUCUUCAGUCACAAAUCAACGAUCUCACCUCACAAAAAGAGUGUUUGGCUAAAGAUUCAAAGGAUAAGCAAGAAAGGAUCCUUGAACUGGAGUCUUCAAAUUUGACUAUAGCAAAACUCAUAGAAGAAAAGGAGAAAGAAAAGAUGCAAAUUAAGGAUGAGUUUGAAAAUGCUGUGUUAUUGUUGAAAACUGAGCUCAAAGGUAUGAGUGAGAAAUUAGAGUUUUCUUCCAAGGAAGAAGCAGUUGCUAGAGCAAAAGAGCAAGUUUUGAUUAAUCAGGUGGCUUGUCUUGAGCAAGAUAAAACAAUGCUAUUACAGGACUGUCAGGAAUUAAAAAAUGAAAAUAUAAAGUUGAAUCACACAAGGGAAUUACUUGCUAUAGAAGUUAUGGAAUAUAAACAGAAGCUGGAAGAAAAGAUACAGGAAAAUCAUGCUUUUCAACAGCAGAUAAAAGAAUCGGAGGAACUGUCUUCACAGUUGACACGCAUGGAACACGAGCAUGAAUGCUGGCACCAGGAAAAACAAAAGAUGCAGGAUUUAAUUGUUGAGUUGAAGCUGAAGGCACAACCUUUUUCUGAUAAUGGAACCUUUCCGGAUAUCCUGAAUAUUCUAAAAGUGUCCUAUAAUGACCUUCAGAAGGAGCUGGAAUCUACACUCUGUGAAAAGACUGCUUUAUGUAAAAAGGUAAAUGAGCGGACUGAAAAUUGUAUCGAGCUGGAAGUCAAGCUAAGUGAUGCUGAACAGGCAAUUUCCAAAUUACAGGAAGAAUUUACUACGGAGAGGAAGAAGCUUGCUGAACAAAUACAACUCCUUCAAGAACAUUCAGAACAGAACAAAAUUGAGUUGCAUUUAGUUGUGUCAGAAAAACAUGAACUGACAAAGAGUUUGGUGGCAGUCCAGAAAGAACUACAAGAAAAAGAAAAUAUAAUGAAAAGAGAAAUAUCAGAAUACCAAGACAAACUACUUCAAACAGAGAGAGAGCACCAGAAUGCUUUAAAGGAAGCAAACAGAGAGAAUGAAAUACAAAUUGAGGCCUGUCAAGAAAAGAUGAAUUCAUUAGAACACUUUAUCAGCUCACAAAAAUUGGAGAUUGAGCAUCUGAAGUCAACUAAAGAAGAAUUAAAUAAUUCUCUUAAAGAAGCUAAUCAGACCUUAGGAGAACUCCUAAAACUUAAGGUUGACAAUAUUAAUGCUAUAGUUCAACUAAACAAGGAAAAAGAAGUUAUCCAGAGUGAAGUGCAGCUGUGGAUUAAAUCCUGUAAGCAGAUGGAACAGGAAAAGGAAGUGUUGCAGAAACAAUUAGCUGACUAUGAAGAACUACUAAAGAAGAAAGAUCUAAGUGUGUCAGAAAAAGAAGGUACUGAUGAGAGUGCCGUUAUGGAAGAAAUUAAGUUAGAACUGGAAGAAUUACAGGAAGCCGUGGAAGUGAAAACCAGAGAGGCAAAUGAGAACUUGGAGAAAUACUGCUCUCUAAUUGUUAAAUACUAUAAACUUGAAGAAGCAAAUGAGAUGCUAAAAAUGCAAGUCACUUUGUUGAAUGGUCAGCUGAAACAGCAAACAAGUGAUGCUGUCAGCAGCUCUUUGCUGAAUUCAGGUAACUCAUCGACAGUGGGCAGUCAGUCUGACAAAGAGAUGAGAUGGGAUGAAGAUACUACUAAGCCUUCUACUAAAAGACAGAGAUGUGAAGACACCAGGAAGGAAAAUGGAGAACCAAGAUCUCCUUUGCCAGAGACUAGCUCAAAAAAGAAGAGGAAGGAUGAUAUCUGUCAAAACUUGGAGAAUCAGGAGAACUCAGACUAUGAGCCAGAUGGGCUUCCAGAAGUAGUUAAAAGAGGUUUUGCUGAUAUCCCCGUUGAAAGGGUUAGCCCUUAUAUUUUACGUAGAACCACCCUCAAUCUAUGGACCAGUCCUCAUCUGGCUUCCCAAAAUGAGAACUUACCCAUACCUACACAAGAUGUACAAACAGGAAGAUGGGAUCAUCUUGGUGAGCACUCCUAUUCGACACCUGGUGGCAGCAAAUCACAAAAGAUAAAUGAAGAACAACAGUCCCAAGCAAGAACAGCUUUUUCACCAAUGAAAUCUUCUUCAAGGUCACCUCUUUGGCCAUAUAAGCCAUCCACAAAUAUUGUCUCUGACAAUAUUAGGGAGACUCAUAUGAUUCACAAAGCCAAAAAUUCCCAAAAUGAACAAGCACUACCCAAGCAAGAUCAACAACAAGAAAACUGUAAGGUGCAGUAAAUCUGUGUGAAUUUAAUUACAGCUCAGCACAACUGAUCAUGAAAAAACAAUUUUUCAAGUUUUUCAAAUAAGUACCAGAACUACACUGGACAGCGACAUUUUUUUUCUGAUCAAAUAGUUAGCAAUAUCCUUCAGGUCUUGUUCUUGAAUAUGCACUAAUAGUUGCGGAGUCAUAAUGGAACUAAAAUUUGUAGAAUGAUUAUGAAAGAACAGAUCUUCCGUGGAGUCUUGUGUAAAUAAUUCUAUACAAACUUGUAAAAAGAAAUUAAACCACUAAACCAAAAAAAGGACUGCAUGUUGCCUUGUAAUUCAUUGUUGCUGUUCAUCCUGUGUACAAAAGGGUGAUUUACAAAUGGUAAUUAAGAUCACUUGAGCAUCUCUAAAACUAUUAGAUUCCAGGAAAAAUGAGACAAACGCUGUCUUAUGAUUCAAAAUGAGGCAGUGAUUUCAUUUGCAACUGCAAAUGCG
Molecule: messenger RNA, 9636 nt
Organism: Phasianus colchicus (ring-necked pheasant)
Lineage: Eukaryota; Metazoa; Chordata; Aves; Galliformes; Phasianidae
Source: RefSeq, a predicted model, not a curated record